Molecule: messenger RNA, 2618 nt
Organism: Trachymyrmex cornetzi
Lineage: Eukaryota; Metazoa; Arthropoda; Insecta; Hymenoptera; Formicidae
Product: Deubiquitinating apoptotic inhibitor
Exons: 3
Coding region: 18-2573 (851 amino acids)
Biological process (GO): protein deubiquitination
Cellular component (GO): cytosol; nucleus
Molecular function (GO): cysteine-type deubiquitinase activity
Source: RefSeq, a predicted model, not a curated record
UUAGUGACGGCUGGCUGAUGCUGCAGAAUCUGCAGGAUCGUGAAUUCGGCCAGCUAAUCGAUUGCGAGGAUACCCUGAGGGAUAUCCUUCGGGGUAAGAUAGCGAACGUGUCGGAGGUGCCGAAAAUCAUGGCCUGGAUGUCGGGACAUAUCACGGAGAAACGUUUCAAUAUCAAUCCCAUUUCGAACGACGUCGCCCUGCUGUUACAGAACACGGACAUCGACGACAUGUCGCACCUGACUGAGCUUCUCAACACAUUGGUGGAGCACAGGGCAUACCUGCCCCGGUCGGCGAAUCACACGAAGCUCUGUGAGGCGAUAGUCACAAGUCUGUCUUCCUUUCAAAUGCCCUUGGAGCCGAAAAAAAUAUCAGAGUUUUAUGACAACACUACUAAGAUCCAGCAUUUUCUCAAGGGGUUGUGUUCAAACAUAAAGAACGGCGAGCGUGACAUUCUAAUGUUUACUUGUCUCCAAACUUUGUACAAUAUUAUAUCUGACACAAACAGAAAGCAGGAGCCAGGCCCGGGACUCGCUACCAUAUUACAGCUUGUGGAAGCUUCCGUUAUUCCACAGGCGGUAGACUGGAUCUUAUCUCAGUCCCAUACCGAUCAUCAAUUGAUACAAGCCUUAAAAGUUCUGUGCAAUUGGUUACCGAAAUGGCUUGAAGAUCGACUGAGUGUUUGGAUUAUGGAAUUCAUACGUGGUUUAGAGAAACAACAAAAGUAUUCUACUCUUCUUGAACUUACAGAAUCGUCGAUAGAUAUACUAGUGUUAAUGUGCAGCGUGUUGCUAGUACCGGUAAUACGUCAAAAUGCUUCCAACAUUAUAUUUUACAUCUUGAAGAGGCAAAGUUCAAUGUCGUUUGUUCAGAAUGUAGUUAAAAGAAUACCAGCGUUGAUAAAAGAUCUGAUGAAGGAAGAUUCAGAUUCCAGUAAAGAGUGCAUACAGAAUUUGGUCGACAUCAUGAAAGUCUACAGCAAGAGAUUUUCUACUUGUAUGCCAUGUGGAAAUACAGAGAAUUAUCCUUAUCCCGUACUACCACGAAUGCAUGUUGUCAAAGAACUCUGCAGAGAGCCAGUGUGGAUAGACGAGACAAAAGAGUUUGAACCAAUCGUGGAACCAGAAAGGCCAUUGUCUGGAAAAGUUGGACUAUCCAAUCUGGGAAAUACUUGCUACAUGAAUAGUGUACUACAAGCCUUAUUAAUGACCAGACAAUUCUGCCAAGAAGUAUUGAACUAUCGUUCUUUAAAUGAAUCGGGUAAAACACCCUUGCUGGAGAGACUUCAAAAUUUGUUUGCAUUGCUAUUAUAUUCUAAGAGAAUAUGUUUGGCACCGACUGAGAUAUUACGAGCGUCGCGGCCAACGUAUUUUUUGCCUGGACAGCAACAGGACAGCUCAGAAUUUCUCUGUCAUCUUCUGGAUGUCCUGCACGAGCAAGAAAAAUCUGCCAAUUCAAACUGUGGAGGGAAUGAUAGCGCAGCAACUCUUAAAUGUAAAAUUGAAAAGCAAGAAGAUGACGUAACAUUGCCGAUGGAGCCAACAAAAAGUAGUAUUAAACGAUGGACAACUGAAGAAGAUUUAACAGAAGGCUUGGCUUUACAAAGAAAAACACAAUCAUUGGCGGAUUUUACACGAGGUGAAGAACUAGGACAACGGCUUAGCGAUUCUCAUUCGGAUUCAACCGACAGCGGUAUACAAUCCGUAGGCGGUGAAGAAACAGGCACUUACACGUCUCUUGUACAUAGAGUACUAGGUGGAGAGUGUCAGAUCACUUAUCAAUGUGCACAAUGUGACACUAGCUCUCGCAAUACAGACAAAUUUCGCGACCUGCAGUUGUGUUUUCCUGAAGAGAUACAGGAGAACCAAGAAGUUUCCGUUCAAGAUCUCAUUAACUAUUAUCUCACACCGGAGAAACUUACGGGAGAGAACAAGUAUCGAUGCGACAAGUGUACGAAAUUAUGCGACGCGCAGAGGAUCAUUACAAUCUUACAAGCACCCGCGCAUUUGAUUCUAACGCUGAAACACUUUCGAUAUGAUUUUGAUUCUCGAUUAAGGACAAAACUUCGGCAUAAAGUAGUAUAUAAUGAUACUAUACAGUUGCCAGUAUCGGCGAUACCAUAUACCAUAGCCGAAACGUAUCACUUGUAUGCUGCCGUUGUGCAUUCUGGAUAUAGUAUGGAUUAUGGACACUAUUUCACGUAUGCUUGUGAUUCCAAGCAGAAUUGGUAUAAAUUUAAUGACAGUUUUGUAACCCAAACCACGUUUGAGGACUUCAAGAGCUUGAAACCUCCUGAUACACCCUAUAUAUUGUUCUACGAAAAGUCGGGAGCUCAUGAUGGGAUCUAUGAAGAUGAUAAGCCCGAAUUGUCAACUUUAAGUAAACGUUUACAGGAAUUAGUAGCGAAUGACACUACAGAUUAUAUAGAGGAGCUCAGACGUCGAGCGAUAGCGUCACAGCGUAGUCAACUUCCGACAAAACCUUUGAGACAGCAUAACAAUACCGAUGAUGAUAAUCCGCCACCCAGUAGUUGUCGCGGUGCAAUCGACGUUCCGGCGAAUCGUUUUCUUUAUUGAAAGAAAGAAUCUGUUACACACAAACCGCGAUAAUCUUGCCAAUUG